Molecule: messenger RNA, 1128 nt
Organism: Symbiodinium sp. CCMP2456
Lineage: Eukaryota; Dinophyceae; Suessiales; Symbiodiniaceae
Source: the annotation of a GenBank genome assembly
AUGGCCUCUGGAGACUUGAUUUAUUUGUCUGGUUCGGCAAAGGCAAGCCAUCCCUGCGCCAAGGCCAAGAUCUACCGAGUCCUCGAGAUGUCCACGUUCCAGGGGUUGGCUCAAGAGGCCGUGGACCUGUGCAUGCGCAGCCUCAAGGAGGCUUCAGAGUAUUUGUCCAGAAGAUCGCUGCCCAGCUGCGAUGCGAGUCUGCAGGCCUUCCAGCCCUUGGUUCAGAUGAUGGACUCUCAGCUCUUCCUGGUAAAGCACCUCCUGCUCCUUCGAGAGCAGGUGGCAGCCUUCGAGUGCGAGCUGGUGGUCAGCGAGAAGUACUUCAAUUUCGCGAAUGUCUGGGAGGCUUUGAACCUGAAGCUCCCGGACGGGAUCCUGGGCAUUCUGAAGCCUACGGUCUACCAUGCAGAGGUCGAUAGCAAGAAGGACAUCGAGUCCGAGCUGAAGGCGGCGUGCGAAGCUCUGAUCACGAAUGUUACCGCUCACAUCACGCAGCCCUUGGCAGCCGUGAACACGAAGAUUGGCCAUUUCUUGGCCAGCCCGGGCGUGGACCGGUCAUCACUCAAGGACCAAGGCUUCAUGCAGCCAGACGAGCUUCGAGACGUCAUCGGCGCCUUCAUGGCCAACGUGAAAGCCAAAGUGCCUUUCACAGCGGCGCACAUCAGGCUCUACCUUUCAGCCGCACCCGGAGGCCAGGAAGAUCCACAACAGGAAGCCUCCAGGAGCACCAGCACCUCGCCGAUCCUCUGGAAGCCGGUGGAGAUGCGCCUGGUGGACACCUGGGGCCGCCUCGAGGGGCUCCUCGAGGAGCAGGGCACCAGCCUGGAGAUGUUGGGCUUUCCCCGGCCCGAGCCGCUUCGGGAGCUUAUCGCUUCGCUCUUCAACGCGGUCAUGGAGGAGCCAUGGGAGAACGUUGUGCAGAUGGUGUCCCAGGUUCCGCGACGGAACUUCAGUGCCGACACGACCUUGCCAGCGGCCGCCUCCCAGGGGAGCCUCGGGCAGCCAGAGGCAGACAAGGCGCAAGCGGCGGAAGGUGUGGAGGCGGAAGCUCAGGAAGCUCCCAGUGCGCCUGAGCCGCUCGCGGCAGAAGGUCUCGCAGAGACCUCUCCGUCUGAGCUCCGGGUGUGA